AUGCCACAAGCUUUUCUUGCACCAAGUAUUACACCGGGAAAUGCACAGCCGUCGGAAUACAAUUUACGCGAAUUUGUGCCUACACAAACUAGUAAUGGGACGGUUGGGAAUGAGAGAACAAUUACUCUCGAUCGCUCUGCAAAUCUCCAACCAAGCUUGCCGAGGCGCAGAAGCCGCUACUUUCUUCAGAGAUCUGAGAAUCAGAUGAUCCCGAAAUUCAUUCCAAACCCGACUGGCCCUUGUGACCCUCUUCAACGUUGGCGGAACUCUCCACCCGAGGAUGAGCCAGCGUCUAUAUCUGCUAUCGCUGAUGCGCUCAAUAACUCGGAAAAUAUCGGAGGUCGAAUCUCUGAGGGCAAAGACCGGCCUGCGCAAGGACAGGAUUCUCCUUUCCACAGCUACCGCCGGCCGGCUUCACUAGUCAGCUCCAAUAGUGGCUCCAGCGCCUCAUCUUGGCAAUCUGUUACGUCAACAAGAUCUGCAACAGCACAGGAUCCACUAGCACCUCAAGAUCUUGGUGGCCCUCGCCGUGUCCAUAAGAACAGACGGACUCAAAAGAAGCCAGAUGAUGCUAGCAAGCGCAUCUUUUGUUGUACGUUUUGUUGCGACAGAUUCAAGAACAAGUACGAUUGGGUCCGUCAUGAGAAAUCACUUCAUCUUAAUCUGGAGGGUUGGGUCUGCGCACCGCACGGUGUUGCUCCGAUUUCACCUUUAACUGGUCGAAGACAAUGUGCCUAUUGUCUUUGCUUAGAACCAUCGGCCCAACAUCUCAAAGAGCACAAAUCUCAGCCUUGUUCCGAAGGGACCCGCACGUUUCGCCGAAAAGACCACCUCGUCCAACACCUUCGACAGUACCAUAGUCUUAAUGCAAUCCCGUUGAUUGAAGACUGGAGAGAAAUUUCUCCCAUUGUGACAUCUCGUUGCGGCUUUUGUGACCACAGGCUUACCACUUGGGAUGAGCGUUCUGAGCAUCUGGCCUCACAUUUUCGUGAAGGGUUGACAAUGAACGAAUGGCGAGGGGAUCACGAUUUUUCGCCCUUAGUUGCAUCUAAAAUCACCAACGCCUUACCUGUGUAUCUGAUUGGAUCAUAA
This is a messenger RNA of Penicillium expansum, 1092 nucleotides long. Its product is annotated as Zinc finger, C2H2. Lineage: Eukaryota; Fungi; Ascomycota; Eurotiomycetes; Eurotiales; Aspergillaceae. Bases 1 to 1092 code for a protein of 363 amino acids. The transcript has a single exon. The record is from RefSeq and is a predicted model, not a curated record.